CGCUUUCCUUUUUCCAUUUUUUUUUUCUUACACGCGUACACGUGCACAUGAAUAUCAUAUUUUCAUCUAUUCAUAUUUUCAUCGCAGCACAAAUGAAUAAAAAAAUUGCAUAUUGAUGCUGGUGUGAGAGUACAAUCUAAGGGUAUUUAAGAGAAGCAGAGAGAGAUAGAGAGAGAGAGAGAGAGGGAGAAGAAAAUCAUUCAUGAUGGAGAGUUCAUUGUGGAUUACUGUGUUUGUGACAGCAAUUUUAUUUUGCAUCAUAUUUCUGGUCUAUAGCAAAGGCAAAAGCAAGUUAAGCAGAUCAAUACCCUCACCCAAAAACUCAUGCCAGCUUCCUUUAGGCACUCUGGGAUGGCCUUUUGUUGGGGAAACCAUUGAGUUCAUAUCUUGUGCUUACUCAGACCGCCCUGAGAGCUUCAUGGACUGCCGUCGCCUCAGGUAUGGAAAAGUGUUCAAGUCACACAUUUUUGGGACUCCAACUAUUGUUUCCACAGAUGCAGAAGUGAGUCGAGUUGUUCUACAAAGUGAUGCAAAGGCUUUCGUUCCCUUUUAUCCGACAUCCUUAACUGAGUUGAUGGGAAAAUCCUCCAUUCUGCAAAUAAAUGGAAGCUUACAAAGGAAAAUCCAUGGUCUCAUCGGAUCCUUCUUUAAGUCCCCACAUCUCAAACAUCAGAUCACUAAAGACAUGCAAAAUUAUGUACAACAAACAAUGGAUAAAUGGAGAGAUGAUCAUCCCAUAUACAUACAAGAUGAGACCAAAAAUAUUGCCUUUCAAGUACUAGUCAAGGCAUUGAUUAGUUUGAAUCCAGGUGAAGAAAUGGAACUCCUCAAGAAACAGUUCCAAGAAUUCAUCUUAGGCCUCAUGUCUUUACCUGUAAAAGUACCCGGAAGUCAACUUUAUCGAUCCUUGCAGGCAAAGAAGAGAAUGGUUAAGAUCGUACACAAAAUUAUCGAAUCUAAAAGGAAUUCAGGCAUGAGCUCAAAAGUUCCGAAAGAUGUGGUAGACGUUUUGCUCAAGGAUGAUAGUGAACUAUUAACAGAUGAUCUAAUAGCAGAUAACAUGAUUGAUAUGAUGAUUCCUGGUGAAGAUUCAGUGCCUGUCCUAAUGACUCUUGCAAUCAAAUACCUUUCAGAUUGUCCUGCUGCCCUACAUCGAUUGACUGAGGAAAACAUGAAGUUGAAAAGGCAGAAAGCUCAGAAAGGAGAGCCAUUGAUUUGGAGUGAUUACUUAUCAUUACCUUUUACACAAAAUGUAAUUACAGAAACUCUAAGGAUGGGAAACAUAAUCAUAGGGGUGAUGAGAAAGGCCAUGAAAGACAUUGAGAUAAAAGGGUAUCUGAUACCAAAAGGAUGGUGCUUUUUUGCUUAUUUUAGAUCAGUUCAUCUUGAUGAAAAUCACUAUGACUGGCCUUAUCAGUUCAAUCCAUGGAGGUGGAAAACUCACAGACAUAUGGGGACUCAUCAUCAUGUACAGGAGAAAGACAUGGUUAGCAGCUACAGCUUCACUCCAUUUGGAGGUGGACAGAGGCUGUGUCCUGGACUUGACUUGGCCAGGCUCGAAGCUUCCAUUUUUUUACACCAUUUUAUCACUAAUUUCAGAUGGGUGGCCGAUGAUGACACAAUUGUCAACUUUCCAACAGUGAGAAUGAAGAAGAGAAUGCCGGUUUGGGUCAAAAGAAGGGAAGACUCCUAGCAAACCUAAACCUGCUUUUGGCCUUUGGCUAAGAAAAGUUUAAGCAGAAACUUCCAAAUUCAAUACAAUGAUAUAAAAGCAAAACCCGGCAUGAAAAACAUCAAAGCAAAGUAAAGAAACAAAAAAGUUUUCAGCCACAGUGUACACGUGUGGUCGGAGCACUGACAAGUUAGACAUGUUUGGACGUAAAAGUCUAAGUAAAUUUUUUUUAAUGGGACCCAUAAACUAUCCCUGGAGCUUGCAUUAAUUGCCCUGUCCCUCUUGUUUUUUCACCAUUAGCAAUUUGUACCACAGUAAGAAUAAUAAAAUGAA
This is a messenger RNA of Durio zibethinus, 2005 nucleotides long. Lineage: Eukaryota; Viridiplantae; Streptophyta; Magnoliopsida; Malvales; Malvaceae. The record is from RefSeq and is a predicted model, not a curated record.